AUGCGUACAGUUUUCAUAGGAAUAGUUACCUUGAUUCUGGGAGUCUUCGGCUCUCCAAUCCCUCAAAAUUCCGACGUUUAUGCUGAUCCACUAUGCCCUGGAAAUAUAAAGAACUUAUGGUUAGAUGUCGUUGUAGUUGUAGAUAAAUCUCAAUUGAUGACAAAUUCUCAAUUAUGGCAGGUUCGAAACACUAUCUCUCAAGUAUUCGGUGCUGUUUCAAACAUCGGCCCAACCAAAUGGCCCGCUGAUCCACGUAGUACUUGUGUUGGAGUGGUGACUUAUGAUAACAGUUCGACGGUGAAUGCAGAAGUAGACGCAUCGAAAUCGUUCUCUGAUUUAUAUAACGUCAUUCAAAGUUCAUUAGUGGCUGUAGACACUACGAAUACAUCUUAUUUGAGCAGUGGUUUAUUGGCCGCUGAGAAAGCAUUCAAGGACUCCAGACAACGGACUUAUCGCUACAAAUUCCAGCAGGUCGUCAUUGCAUUUGCUGCUGAUUACCAAGGAUCUGGAACAAUUAAAGAUGCGAAACCAGUUGCAAACCGUCUGAAGAACAAUGGAGUAUCUAUUAUAACUGUCUCAUGUACAAAUGAUCCAAAUGCAUCGAAUGAAAUUCAAUCACUUGCCAGCCCAGGAUUCAACUUUAUUGAUGAAAUGAACACGGCCAAGUUGGUGAAACAGUUGACAAAUGCACUUCUGAGCGUCAAUUGCUUCUGUCCAUCUGAUUACACUCAAUAUAGAGCUGACUACCAUGACCCUACAUCAACUCAAUACGGUAUCUGCAUAAAAGGGUACAUUGAAACCGGAAGUAUCCUUGAUCCAUAUCAACAUGCAAUUGAUUGGUGUGAGUAUGAAGCGACAAACGGAAUUCUGGUCAAUGAAUUCUCUAAACAAAAGCAUGAUUUCAUCACGUAUUAUAUGAAUGACGCUUUUGGAGUGAACAAGCCUCAAGAAUAUUACAUUGGAUUAAGAUAUCUGAAAAAUCAGUGGGUGUGGGAACAACCAACUGGACAAGAGAGAAUUCCGUUGGAUCCAAAUGGUUGGACAAACUGGGCUCCAGGAUAUCCACAAGCGAAUUCAACGGGUCAAGUCAUUGCCGAUCAACCAUGGACAAAAGGAUCCAGUGAAUUCGUCUGGGCUCCUCCACAAACAGAUGAUUUUUAUUUCGUGUGCCAAGCUGUAGCGAGUAGCACAGAAAAUUUCACAGGCCAACUCUAA
Messenger RNA from Caenorhabditis remanei, 1215 nucleotides. RefSeq lists its product as uncharacterized. The transcript has 9 exons. Gene Ontology annotation, biological process: innate immune response. Lineage: Eukaryota; Metazoa; Nematoda; Chromadorea; Rhabditida; Rhabditidae. Bases 1 to 1215 code for a protein of 404 amino acids. The record is from RefSeq and is a predicted model, not a curated record.